UUGACAGGGGGUAGGGGUUGGACUGGUAUUUGGGAAUAUACGAAGAUCCAUUGAAGGCAGAAUGGACAUAAAACUUCGGCGGCCGGCCCGGAGCAGUCGGUACUGAAGUUCUGCUGGGGCCUGGCGCUGGAUUCCUCGUCGCUUCUGGGAGGUUGACUGCAUGGUUCGGUUGGGUCACUGGGAUCGCGCACACUAAGGAAGCGGGCGCUGCGCUGCUCCACUCGUCCCAUCUACCUUUUCUUACCCAAAGGCCCUGCAUGUCUGAAAUUUAGACAUGAUCAGCUUUGUGGAUAUGAGGACUGUACUGCUGCUCGUAGCAAUUCAAGCCUGCCUGUUAGCCGUGGUUAGAUGUCAAAACGAGGAUGACACCUGCGUGCAUGACGGCCAGCGGUACAUGGACAAGGACGUGUGGAAGUCGGAGCCGUGUCGCAUCUGCGUGUGCGACUCCGGGACCGUUCUCUGUGACGAAAUCGUCUGCGAGGAGCUAAAAGACUGCCGCAACCCCGAGAUCCCAUUCGGAGAGUGUUGCCCCAUCUGUCCGGCUGGCCCGAUCGCCCCCAGUGGUCGGCCGGUUGGCGCCAAGGGGCAGAAGGGAGAACCAGGAGAUAUUACAGAUGUCGUAGGACCAAGAGGACCACAAGGACCAAUGGGCCCCCCAGGAGAGCAGGGACCACGUGGUCAAAGGGGGGAUAAGGGCGAGAAGGGAUCCCCUGGCCCUCGUGGUAGAGAUGGUGAGCCUGGUACUCCUGGAAACCCAGGUCCUCCCGGACCUCCUGGGCCCAAUGGACCUCCUGGCCUUGGCGGAAACUUUGCGGCCCAGAUGGCGGGCGGAUUCGACGAGAAGUCCGGAGGUGCUCAGAUGGGUGUGAUGCAAGGACCGAUGGGCCCUAUGGGUCCAAGAGGACCACCUGGCCAACCUGGUGCCCCCGGUCCACAAGGUUUCCAAGGCAACCCCGGCGAGCCCGGAGAACCUGGAGGAAGUGGCCCCUUGGGUCCACGUGGCCCCCCCGGGCCUUCUGGGAAGCCUGGUGAAGAUGGUGAAGCUGGCAAGCCAGGGAAGUCUGGGGAGCGUGGACCCUCGGGACCCCAGGGAGCUCGCGGAUUCCCAGGAACUCCUGGCCUGCCUGGAAUCAAAGGGCAUAGAGGUUACCCAGGCCUGGAUGGGGCCAAAGGAGAGGGAGGUGCUGUAGGAGCAAAGGGGGAGGGAGGAUCCCCCGGUGAGAACGGAGCACCUGGACCUAUGGGUCCUCGUGGCCUGCCUGGCGAGAGGGGCCGUCCUGGACCUCCGGGAGCUGCUGGCGCUCGAGGAAACGAUGGUUUACCAGGACCUGCCGGGCCCUCUGGGCCGGUCGGACCCUCUGGAGCUCCCGGAUUCCCCGGAUCCCCUGGUUCUAAGGGAGAAGCCGGGCCCACUGGAGCCCGCGGACCUGAGGGUGCCCAGGGGCCUCGUGGCGAGUCUGGAACCCCGGGAGCACCCGGCCCAUCUGGCACCUCCGGUAACCCAGGUACCGACGGCAUCCCUGGUGCCAAAGGAUCUUCUGGUGCCCCUGGUAUUGCAGGUGCUCCAGGCUUCCCAGGCCCCCGUGGGCCCCCAGGGCCUCAGGGAGCGACAGGACCACUGGGGCCCAAAGGACAGUCGGGUGAUGCUGGUAUUCCCGGAUUCAAGGGUGAAGCUGGUCCAAAGGGAGAGUUCGGUCCUGCAGGUCUUCAAGGUGCCCCUGGCCCAGCUGGAGAGGAGGGAAAGAGAGGAUCCAGAGGAGAACCUGGAGCUGCCGGACCACUUGGACCCCCUGGAGAGAGAGGUGCCCCUGGUAACCGUGGUUUUCCAGGUCAGGAUGGCUUGGCUGGUCCCAAGGGAGCCCCAGGUGAGCGUGGACCUCAGGGUGUGUCGGGCCCUAAAGGAGCUACUGGGGACCCUGGCCGUCCUGGAGAGCCUGGCCUACCUGGUGCAAGAGGUCUCACUGGUCGUCCCGGUGAUGCUGGUCCUCAGGGUAAAGUCGGUCCAUCUGGCUCCGCUGGCGAGGACGGACGCCCUGGGCCUCCAGGUCCCCAAGGAGCCCGUGGCCAGCCGGGAGUGAUGGGAUUCCCCGGACCCAAGGGUGGAACCGGCGAGUCUGGCAAACCUGGAGAGAAAGGAUUGGCCGGGGCUCCGGGUCUCAGAGGUCUGCCUGGCAAAGAUGGGGAGACCGGCGCCGCCGGGCCUCCAGGCCCAGCUGGACCUGCAGGAGAGAGAGGAGAGCAGGGGCAGCCUGGACCCUCUGGCUUCCAGGGUCUCCCUGGACCUCCUGGUCCCCCUGGUGAGGCAGGAAAGCCCGGUGACCAGGGUGUUCCUGGGGAAGCAGGAGCAGCUGGUGCAACAGGACCCAGAGGCGAGCGUGGUUUCCCCGGAGAGAGAGGUGCUGCUGGUCCUCAGGGCCUUCAGGGACCUCGUGGCCUUCCUGGAACGCCAGGAACUGAUGGACCCAAGGGAGCCAUUGGCCCAAGUGGGCCCCACGGUGCCCAAGGCCCUCCUGGACUUCAGGGUAUGCCUGGAGAGAGAGGACCUUCCGGCAUUCCUGGACCCAAGGGAGACAGAGGUGACAAUGGAGAAAAGGGCCCUGAAGGAGCUCCUGGCAAGGAUGGCUUAAGAGGUCUGACUGGACCAAUUGGACCACCUGGUCCAGGAGGUCCUAAUGGUGAGAAGGGUGAAUCCGGUCCCUCGGGUCCCCCCGGAGCUCCCGGUACUCGCGGUGCCCCCGGCGACCGUGGUGAGACUGGUCCACCUGGGCCUGCUGGUUUUGCUGGUCCUCCUGGUGCAGAUGGCCAGCCUGGAGCAAAAGGAGAACAGGGUGAGGUUGGGCAGAAAGGUGAUGCCGGUGCCCCGGGCCCUCAGGGGCCCUCUGGAGCUCCGGGCCCCCAGGGCCCUACAGGUGUGUCAGGACCUAAAGGUGCUCGCGGCGCUCAGGGACCCCCCGGUGCCACUGGUUUCCCCGGAGCUGCCGGCAGAGUUGGACCUCCUGGACCUAACGGUAACCCUGGUCCUGCCGGCUCCGCCGGCCCCCCUGGCAAAGACGGACCCAAAGGUAUCCGUGGCGAUUCCGGCCCAGUAGGGAGACAGGGUGACGCUGGUCUGCGCGGCCCUGCCGGCCCCUCAGGCGAGAAGGGAGAGCCUGGCGAGGAUGGCCCCCCCGGUCCAGAUGGUCCUUCAGGCCCGCAGGGUCUGGCCGGACAGCGAGGUAUUGUGGGUCUUCCUGGGCAGCGUGGUGAGAGAGGUUUCCCAGGCCUUCCAGGACCUUCCGGAGAACCAGGCAAGCAAGGUUCCCCUGGUACUGGUGGGGACCGCGGACCUCCUGGCCCCGUGGGACCUCCUGGCUUGACUGGACCUGCUGGAGAACCUGGCAGAGAGGGCAAUCCUGGCUCCGAUGGACCUCCUGGUAGAGAUGGUGCUACUGGAAUCAAGGGAGACCGUGGCAAUACCGGUCCUGUUGGUGCCCCGGGGGCCCCUGGAGCGCUCGGUGCCCCCGGACCCGUCGGCCCCACUGGCAAGCAGGGAGACAGAGGAGAGUCCGGCGCACAAGGUCCUGCAGGUCCGUCAGGGCCAGCCGGAGCCAGGGGGAUGCCUGGACCUCAAGGGCCACGUGGGGACAAGGGCGAGGCUGGGGAAGCAGGAGAUAGAGGACAGAAGGGUCACCGAGGAUUCACAGGUCUGCAGGGUCUGCCUGGACCUCCCGGUCAAGCUGGAGACCAGGGUGCCUCUGGACCAGCUGGCCCCAGUGGAUCGAGGGGACCUCCUGGUCCUGUUGGACCUUCAGGGAAGGAUGGAUCCAGCGGUUUGCCUGGACCCAUCGGUCCUCCGGGUCCCCGCGGUCGUUCUGGAGAGACUGGACCUGCCGGUCCUCCUGGUAACGCUGGGCCCCCCGGACCCCCUGGUCCUCCUGGCCCUGGCAUCGACAUGUCCGCAUUCGCGGGUCUCUCUCAGCCCGAGAAAGGCCCUGACCCCCUGAGGUUCAUGAGGGCUGACCAGGCCUCCGGCAACCUCCGCCAGCACGAUGCUGAGGUGGACGCCACUCUCAAGUCCCUUAACACGCAGAUUGAGAACAUCCGCAGCCCAGACGGUACCAAGAAGAACCCGGCCCGUACCUGCAGGGACCUCAAACUGUGCCACCCCGACUGGAAGAGUGGUGACUAUUGGAUCGACCCUAACCAGGGCUCCACAAUCGACGCCAUCAAGGUCUUCUGCAACAUGGAGAUCGGCGAGACCUGCGUCUACCCCAGACCUGACCGCAUCCCACGCAAGAACUGGUGGUCCAGCAAGAGCAAGGAGCGAAAGCACAUCUGGUUUGGCGAGACGAUGAAUGGAGGCUUCCAUUUCAACUACGGAGAUGACAACCUGACCCCCAACACCGCCAGCAUCCAGAUGACCUUCCUGCGGCUGCUGUCCACAGAGGCCUCACAGAACCUCACCUACCACUGCCACAACAGCAUAGCCUAUCUGGACGAGGCCAGCGGCAACAUGAAGAAAGCGCUGUUAUUACGCGGCUCUAACGAGGUGGACAUCCGUGCCGAGGGCAACAACCGCUUCACCUACGCAGUGCUGGAGGACGGAUGCACGAAACACACAGGGAAAUGGGGCAAGACGGUAAUUGAAUACAGAUCGCAAAAGACGUCCCGCCUGCCCAUCGUGGACAUCGCGCCGUUGGAUAUCGGCGGAGCGGACCAGGAGUUUGGCGUUGACAUCGGCCCAGUCUGCUUCUUGUAAAGGAGAGUAUCAAGACAGAAGAAAACAUGAAAGGAGAAAUUCAACAAACGACCCGAAAGAAAAGGAGAAUGCAGCGUUUUUUUGUUUUUUUUUAAUGGGACUUUUUUAACCGUUAAAAAUACUUUCCAAAUCUUACGCCGAGGAUAUCUGCACUGAGCGGCACAGGCAAUAUUCGCAUGCGAUUCGCAGAGCGGCACCCUCGUCUCCAGACUAUCCACUUCCUGAGGUCAAAAACAACAGUGACCCCUGGACUCCACCUCCCAUGGGCAAUUACCUUAUAACCAAGAAGAAAUGAUUUUUAAAAAAGUUACGAAUUACGAAAUGUGGGGGAAAAUCUUGGUGUUUUUAUUUAUUUAUUCUCUGCCUCCUUUUGGGUGGGGCCAUAGGUUGUGGGCGGGACCAGAUGUGUUACCUAGCGAUGAGCCCUUCACACUCUAAAAGUACGACCCAUCAGCCCCGGCCCCCAUUCGGAUCCCCUACCCUGUCUCCUCCUCCAAACUCGCACAGAAGUACAUCUAGCCGUAACUUUACCAAAAAUCUAUCUGGCCGUGUAAAAGUGCAGGCGUUCCUCAUUCUGCCACCAGAGUGUGUAUCAAAACAGUUACUGUGUAUUAUAAUAAAACCAAAGGUGCUAUUGUUGUAAAACAGUCUGUAUUUUUUAACAACCAGAUACUGAUAUAUAUUUACAUGUAAAUAUGUAUGUGUAUGUAUAUUUGUGUAUACAUAUAUAUACACUUUCUGGAAAGUACAUUUUCUUCCGGGGUCUUUUUUUUUUAAAUAAUCGGUGUGCUAAACGUUUCCCCCGACACUCAAUUUUUGCUUCAGUGUUUCUCCUGUAACAGACACACCGUGAAUCUUCAGUAGCCGUAACUCAUUCUGUUUGCGUAAUAGACUUUUUUUUUUUUUUUUAAAGCUACCUCACGCUGAAAAACAUCAAAUUCUUGAAUCGAAGCUUCCAAAAAGUAGCUUAGCGAAACCCGGAGUUUCUCUGUUUAGGUAUAUCUACAGCCAAGGCGUGCUAUGUGUGCUAUGAAUGAGUCUCAACCCCCCACCCCCUCCACAGCACAAUCUCUGCCCUGGCAGACACAGCUGGAUGGAUCUGGGACAGAAAGAAGCAACUGAACAGAGAAACCCCAUCACAAGUUCACGUCCCAGAACUGUCACAUGACAAUCGAUUUUUACAGCAUACCAGGGAAUGCCCCCCCCCCCCACCUUUUGAUCAGGGCAGGCGGCAUCUUACUGUGUGAGGGUCUGUAUAUUUUUACUAUUAAUAAUAUUAUUAUUGAUCAUAAUAAUAAUAAUAUUAUGAUGAUGAUCCUGUUUUGUUACAUUUUUAAUUAAUGUAAAUUGGAAAUAAAAGGAAAAACAAGGAAUA
This is a messenger RNA of Brienomyrus brachyistius, 6113 nucleotides long. RefSeq names its product collagen, type II, alpha 1b (gene col2a1b). Bases 275 to 4738 code for a protein of 1487 amino acids. Lineage: Eukaryota; Metazoa; Chordata; Actinopteri; Osteoglossiformes; Mormyridae. Gene Ontology annotation, cellular component: collagen type II trimer. Gene Ontology annotation, molecular function: protein binding; extracellular matrix structural constituent. The transcript has 54 exons. The record is from RefSeq and is a predicted model, not a curated record.